This is a messenger RNA of Durusdinium trenchii, 1480 nucleotides long. Lineage: Eukaryota; Dinophyceae; Suessiales; Symbiodiniaceae. The record is from the annotation of a GenBank genome assembly.
GCCAAGUUGAACACAGUUUCACAUCAUCACACCCGGUGCAAUGCCAUUGUUGCAAUCGGUGCUCGAAGCCCGAGUGUCUGGGCAGCCUGGCUUGCCUGUGCCAAAACAUGAAGUGCAGCAUAGGGCAUAUUUGCAAAAGCUGCAGGAGCGUAAUCAGGCGCACAGGCAGCAAAGAGAGAAUGAUGGGAAGGUGCAGGAUCAACUCAGGCGAGAACAAGGCUUCAGCGUUUGCUUCUCUGGUGCCAAUGCAUCGAAAGGAGGUUUGCCGAGCAAGAGCAGACAAACCAGAGGGAGUCGCUUGCGUGGAAACAGCCCUUGGCGUCGAUGGGAGGAGGCGACUGUGGAGAUCAAAGGGCUUGGUGGUGAGGUCUAUGCAAUCCGUCCAAGUGGAGAAAGAGUCGCACAACAGGACAUGCAGGCCCCAAUCCUGAACUUCUGCAAAGAUGCACUCCCUUCCUGGGCGUCAACACAGAAGGAAGAGCUGAAUCCGCUCGAGACUACACAGGAUUUGGCGGCUUUGCAUCUAAGCACAGAGGUGCUUGACGAGCCCAGAACCGAAGCAACCCUACCUGGUCAGUGCGAAGCUGAUAAGAUAGAGGAGCCGUUUUUCCAGGACAUCUCUGUCCCAGACGACUUGGUAGAGCGCGUGGCUCGACUUCCGAAUCAUUGGCGCCGCGCGCUGCUGGAACUCUUGGAAGAGGCUGAAGCUAUGCAGCAAUGGGAGGAAGAUCAGGAUCAGGAGCAGUUGGAGCAGCCUGAGUUGGAAACCCUCGCGGAGACCAUUCGGCAAGAUCCUGAAGUGGAACUCGAGGAGCCUGAGGAGGUCGAGGAACAGGUCCAAAGCGACGCGUGCGAAGCAGAGCACAGCUCGGAGCUUUCAAAGCAGAACGAAGCGUUGGAGACUCCGGAAGCGUCGGGGAGUUCAGAACCUCAGAGUGAGAGGGAAGAUAGGCUAGAUACGGAAGCUGGAGGAGAUGUGCCGGUGCAAUCGGGCGAUGCGCCAGAUCAAUCCGAGCAAUCCCAGAUUCAAGUGCCAUCUGUGGAAGAGGUGAAACGAUCAGAGGACGAGAUGCCACCUGAACCUACCAACAAAGAUCUUGUUGCCGCAGGUGGUGGUCCUGCAGCUGUCCGAGCGGUGAGAGCAGCUUCUAACGAAGUUAAAGAUUCAAGUGAAAAAGACAUGUGUGGUCCAGAUGGGCUACAAUGUACAUACAGCAAUUAGUUUCACAAGAGUUUCACCAACCACAAAUAGUGCAUGUAAUGGCUUCAAAAAGUUUUGAGGGUUUGCACUGCGCUGUCAUCAUACUGCUGACAGACGAGGGUGGGAGUCUGCAGAAGGAGGUUGAAAGUUGGUUUUGCAAUGUUCGCCGUUUGAAAGUCAGAACAUGUUGAUGCUAUUCGUUGUGCUAUGAUUCGAUGCUUUGUCCUGCAUGUGACUAUAUGGUGGCUGCUUAAGCAUAGUAAUUAUUGUGAAUUGGAG